Macrobrachium nipponense is the source of this 3823-nucleotide messenger RNA. Its product is annotated as armadillo-like helical domain-containing protein 3. The transcript is spliced from 15 exons. The record is from RefSeq and is a predicted model, not a curated record. Lineage: Eukaryota; Metazoa; Arthropoda; Malacostraca; Decapoda; Palaemonidae. The coding region runs from base 165 to 2216 and encodes 683 amino acids. Gene Ontology annotation, cellular component: cytosol.
UUGAGUUCGUAUUUUUAUCAUAAUUAGUAUGAUGAUAAACCAUAAUAAAAUUACGUUUGUUAUGUUUCUGGUUUUUUUUUACAACAAGUCUAAAAUAUUUUCAGUUUGUUUACCUACUAGAAGGCUCCGAUAAGGUGGUUUACAAUACUUAACACUCCCACAAAAUGGGGAGUAAACUGAAACCAGGUGGGGUCAGACGCCACCUGAAAGAGAAAGUGGUUCAGAUGUAUGAAGAUUUAUUCCAUGGCACAGAUCCCUGUGCUAACAAUCCACGUUUUUGGGAUGACCUUUUCCUGCUGAAGCCAAAAAUGUCUGCUUUAGAAGGUGAAAUUAGCCGUUGUACUUCAGAUCAGUUAUUGGGCCUGAAAGAAAAUAUCAAUACUCUCUUUGCUAAAUGUGUAAGCACUCUAUCUCAUGAACACCACAUAAGAGUGAUCAACGCAUUAAUGACACUCUGCAGUUUGGUGCGAGGGUUAUAUCGGAAGAUGCAAGGAGAUUAUGGUUUUGAUUUUAUUAAUAUAUUAAUUGGUUUUGAUGCUGCUGAAGAGCAGAUGCAACUACUACUCAACCAGAUAUCAAACUUUCUUACAGGUGAAUAUUGUGACAGCCUGAAAUCGUUGAGCCUUAAGUUUUUGUUGGUUUUAGCAACUGGAACUGACAACAUCAGUCAAAACACUGUUCUCGAGUACCUGACAAUUAAUUGUAACUUCGAUGCCGUAAUUCAACUUCUAAGUCAUUCAAGUACCCGCAAUCAGCAUGGUCCAGAAGCCGUUUUGUACCUCAUGUUGAUGGUUAACUACAGGAAACAUGAGAUGACCAACCCUUAUACUGUUAACUUAUCUUUGUUGGAUGAUGAACUCAUUUUAAAUGGCUAUGGACAGGUUAUUACAGCAUCCUUAGCUGAUUUUAAUCACAAAUACUCUGCGCAUUUCAUGGAACCUCAAGGCUCUGGAUGGUUUGCUUCUCUAACAUCUAUGGUUGGUUCUAUGUUUGUGUCCGAAGAAAUGGCUACUCGCAACGAGCAUAUAAAAUCAAACGACUCAUUCUUGCUUGCCUUGUAUGAGGCAGUCCACCUGAAUCGAAACUUCAUCACAGCCUUAACUACCGCUACUGAUCCUUCUACUCCCCCAUCACCUGCUAAUACUCUUGACCGGGGCAUUACUCCACCAACGCCUGAUUCACCAACAGCGCCUAAUCAGACUCCACAAACUGUAGAAAUGGAAGCCUCUGUUCAACCAACAAAUUUGCUUGUAACAUUCCUAGAGUACUGUUCCAUAGUGAUGCAAGAUACAAAGACAGAAGAAAGCCUGAAUAAUGUGAAGCUGUGUUUUGUGAUUAUUACCUGUAUAGCGGAAGAUCAGUACUGCAAUCUUCUUCUACAUGAUGCCAACCUUGUUUUCACUGUUCCUCUUCACCGUCUUCCUAUGAGACAUCGGAAAGUCAUUCCAGAAAAAACGCCUCAUGCUCGACCGUUAGCUUGUGCAGUUUUAGAUGUUAUGGUAGAGUUUAUGAUGUCACAUAUGAUGAAAAAACUUCCAAUUGAGCUCUUCCUUCAAAAUGUAAGCAUCAUCCACAGAUUGUUAUGUUACCAGAAGCGUAAUUCAGUAAGAUUACCUUACAACUGGAAGGACCUUUGGGCAGCACUCAUUGCUUUGGCAAAGUUUCUUGUGGCCAAUGAGUCAUACUUGGCAAAGAAAAUGAACAUAUUCAACUUAGCACAUCAGGUGAUGAAUAUCUUCAACUUGUUUAUUACCUACGGUGACACAUUCCUAUCAACUCCCUCAAGUUAUGAUGAACUGUAUUAUGAAAUUAUGCGUAUGCACCAGGUUUUUGAAAAUAUGUAUUCUAUGAGCCUUCGUUAUUCUCGAUCUGAUGGGGACUAUAAAGAAAGUGCGCAGAAGCUGACAAAUUGCUUGGGGAAUGUUAGGUCCAUCAUCAACCAUUUUACUCCUAAACUAGACAGGUGGAGUCAGGAACAUGGUGUGUCCACACUUACAGAAGAGCAGGUCUUAGAGGUGGUACGAAAUAACUACGAUAGCCUUACUCUGAAGUUGCAUGAUAGUCUCGACCAGUACGAAAAAUAUGCUGAAAAGCCUCAACACGCCAACUUUUUCACAAACAUGGUGCGUAGCAUACUAAGUGAUACUAGGCAGAGUAUCAAUUUUUGUGCCUUUGAAAACCUGUCUAUAUUACAAGAGCUUAGUCAGUCAUCCUAAAUUCUGUUUUGGGGAACCUGAAAUAAUAAAAAUUAGUGGUAAGUUUUUAAUAUUUAUACAGUACGUAUACAGUUAACAUGAUUGCUUAUAGCAUGAAGAUUGUCUGGGUAAGGUAAAGGUUGCAAGAUAUUAGUUGGGAUUUUGCAGAUAGGCUAUUAUUGAACAUUACAACUUCAGUAAACUUAUAUUUUCAGGUAAUUGUCUGCAGUAUUACUGCUGUGAAUCAAUAAUGAAAAGAAUUUUAUUUUACGCCUCUUUACCAGAUUUAUCCUUUCUCAAUGUGGUGUGGUUUUUGUUGAAAUGGCAAAAACUUUUAUAUACAAUUAAGCUGUGUAUCACAACUUUUUAUAAGUGCAUUAGUAAAUGUUUUUUAACCCAAAAUAUUUUAAAAUUCAAUUCUGCUAUGUAUGCACUUAUAUAGCUGCUUGAAGGAUUAGACUUAUAGAUAUGAGGAACUUAUAAAUACUUUGUAAAAGACAUUAAUGUAAUUGGAAAUGUUCAUCAUCUGUUAUUUUACCACAGUGGAGAAAUUCAUUGACUUAUUAAUUUUUGUACUGCUUUAUAAUUUCUUUCACAAUGCAGUAAAGGACUGCAUUUCAUAGAAUUGAAAAAUAUCUUUCAUUAUAUAUGAAAAUUAUCAUUCAUUUUAUAUAUGUAGUGUACAAGUUUACAAAAAUUUUCAUCAGACUUUAUGCUAAAGGCAAAUUUCAUAGCCUUAAAUAUUGUGUAAACCUAAUGUUUUUCUGGUCAAAUAGUUGCCUUUGAGGGAUUCUAGGUCUAUAAUGCAGAUAAAUGAAAGGUCUCAUAUGGUACGUACAUAUUUUUAUUUCUGAGCAGCUAUGUGGUAUUAAUUUCAUUUAUCAGUGCAGCUAUGUAGUAUUUAUUUAAUUUGUCAGUAAGCUGUUUGAUGUUAUUUACACAGUAUUUUGUGAUGUUUGCUUGAACGAUGCCUAGCUUGUUCUAUCAAAACCUUUUGGUCACUUCCUUUUCUCUCUCUCCCCACUUUUAUUUGUAGCCUUCCAGUCAUCCAGAUUCCCUCAGAGGUGCAAGUCAGGCUGUAGUAAUUCCAUUACCAAAUUCAAUUAAGAAUUUCAACAAAUAUAUGAAAAUUUAUACUAGAUGUGUGGACAUAAAGGUUUCAAGUUUUAGUGACUGAAGUGUUUCUAAAAGGCUGUAAGAAGAGAUACUUUUGAAAUUCUGUGUUCAUGUGAGGGCAGUUGGGUUCCUGUGUUUUAUGGAUUGUAUAUAUUUUUGUGAAAUAUGUAAUUAGCUCUUAAGGGUUUCAUACAGAAACUUUCAGUAGGGUUUAGAUAUGAAAGUACUUCUCAUUAUGAAAUUAAUUUGAGGCUUUUUUUUUAAGAAAUAGCCAAAAUUACUAUUUAAUGUAUAUAAUAUUGCUGUAGUUCAAAAAAUGUAUUUCUGUAUUCACUUUUGAAGAUUACACUUCAUGUAAUAUGCUAAAACAGUUAUUAAUAUAUCAGUUUUAUUGUAACCCAAUUACAUAAUACUCUACUGAUUCACAGUAGCUUUUGGAUAUGAUUUGUAUCUACUAGAGAUUUGGUGACUUCCCUUAAAAUAUUUUUAUCAGAAAUAAACUGUAAAACUCU